GGAAAAAAGGUCGGAGUGCCAAGUCAUCCUAAAAGUUUGAUUUUUACUCGAAUUUUAUUCAUUUUUCUUCCAAAUGCGACGUGCUGCAGGUGCAGGGCAUGAUUAUGGAGCUCCUCAGGAAAAACACAUGUUGGAAGAAGAAAAUGAUAAAAUGGUUGAUGCCUUGUCAAAUAAAGUACAGGCUUUGAAAUCUUUGACUAUAGAUAUUGGCAAUGAAGUUAGGACCCAGAACAAAAUGUUGAAAGGCAUGGAUGAUGACUUUGACAAGACCGGGUCAUUUUUGAGUGCAACAAUGGGUCGGCUCACUGCUUUAACUAAGAAAGGCCAUCAAUGGACUAUGUGUUAUUUACUUAUCUUCUGUCUCUUUGUGUUUUUUGUUGUGUAUUAUUUAAAGAGGAGUUGACAAAAUAUACUCUGUAGAGAUAUAAAUAUAAGCAAAAAUAUUAUAAAAACCUGCUUUAAAAUAGAAAAAAAUAACUGACAAACAGCAAAGUUCAGGGAAGAUUCAUUGAAUUAACAGUACCAAAAAUUAAAUGUAAAUAGUUUGGGAUGGGGGGACAAAGUGGAAAUAUUAGAAUACAUUUUAACAUCAAUCGAAAACAUGAUCACAUUAGCUACUGUUAUUACUGAUAUAAAUAGCCCGGUUUGAAAUUCCCUGUAUUUGUAAAUAUUUAGA
Dendronephthya gigantea is the source of this 676-nucleotide messenger RNA. RefSeq names its product BET1 homolog. NCBI's taxonomy places the organism in Eukaryota, Metazoa, Cnidaria, Anthozoa, Malacalcyonacea, Nephtheidae. The transcript is spliced from 4 exons. Gene Ontology annotation, molecular function: SNAP receptor activity. Gene Ontology annotation, cellular component: Golgi trans cisterna; SNARE complex. The coding region runs from base 74 to 403 and encodes 109 amino acids. The record is from RefSeq and is a predicted model, not a curated record. Gene Ontology annotation, biological process: endoplasmic reticulum to Golgi vesicle-mediated transport; vesicle fusion with Golgi apparatus.